UAUCACUUAGCAAUAUAAUUUUGGAGGCCAAUCACCGCUUUGUUGUCAUCUCUCCUUCCUUUAUUUGUCUUUUUCUAAAGAAAACGAAGAAAAGCUAUAUAAUAUUGGAUGCCAAUCACGGCUUUAUUGUCAUCUCCGUAGUUUAUUUGUAUUUUGCCAAAGAAAAGGAAGAAAAGAAAGAAAAGAGGAACUGAGAGGCUUAAUUUGCAAGCUUGCUAAUCUGGGAUUCAGGUGUGUAGAGACAAAGAAAGAUCCAGUCUGCACUUGUUCCAACCUAACACCAUACUUUGUCUCUGACAUAUUUUAGAAAUCAAAUAUAUUGUAUUUCAUUGUCUAUUAUUGUUUAUUUCUUUGUGCGUUGUUUUCCUUGUCACUUGAUUAAUUCGAUAACUAAAGGGGUUUAGAGGGAAAACCAAUGUCAGACAACAACUCUCCUGAAACAAAGUAUGAUGUUUUUGUUAGCUUCAGGGGCAAGGACAUCCGUGACGGGUUUCUUAGCCAUUUGACUGACACUUUUCUAAGGAAGAAAAUAAAUGUCUUUGUAGAUGAGACAAAUCUUAAAAAGGGAGAUGAAAUAUGGCCAUCACUUGCCGUAGCAAUUGAAGUAUCAUCCAUUUCAUUGAUCAUAUUCUCACAAGACUAUGCUUCUUCGCGUUGGUGUUUAGAAGAACUUGUGAAAAUACUCGAAUGCAGAGAGAAAUAUGGACGAAUUGUAAUACCUAUUUUCUACCACGUACAACCCAAAAAUGUACGACAUCAGUUGGGGAGUUACGAAAAUAUAUUUGCUCAGCGUGGAAGAAAAUACAAGACCAAGGUGCAAAUCUGGAAAGAUGCGUUGAACAUAUCCGCUGAUUUAUCUGGAGUUGAAUCAUCAAGAUUUCAAAAUGAUGCUGAGCUGAUUCAAGAAAUUGUCAAUGUUGUGCUAAACAAGUUGGCGAAACCAUCAGUUAAUUCAAAAGGAAUUGUGGGAAUUGAUGAAGAAAUUGCAAAUGUAGAAUUAUUGAUAAGCAAAGAGCCAAAAAAAACCCGUCUUAUUGGAAUUUGGGGUAUGGGCGGUAUCGGGAAGUCAACCCUCGCAGAAAAAGUACUUAAUAAAUUACGGUCUGGAUUCGAAGGCUGUUAUUUUUUAGCCAAUGAAAGAGAACAAUCAAACAGGCAUGGAUUGAUUUCUUUGAAGGAAAAAAUAUUUUCUGAACUAUUAGGAUAUGAUGUAAAAAUUGACACUCUGUAUUCGUUGCCUGAAGAUAUUGUCAGAAGAAUUAGUUGUAUGAAGGUUCUUCUUAUUCUUGAUGAUGUAAAUGAUUUAGAUCACCUUGAAAAAUUACUAGGAACUCUUGACAAUUUUGGCUCAGGGAGUAGAAUAAUUGUCACAACUAGAGAUGAGCAGGUACUUAAAGCCAACAAAGUUGAUGAGAUUUACCGGCUUAGAGAAUUCAAUCAUGAUAAAGCACUGGAAUUUUUCAACUUGAAUACCUUUAACCAAAGUGAUGAUCAAAGGGAGUAUAGUACACUAUCAGAAAAGGUUGUUGAUUAUGCCCGAGGCAUUCCAUUAGUUCUUAAAGUUCUAGCUCAUCUUCUGCGAGGGAGAAAAAAGGAAAUAUGGGAAAGUGAGCUAGACAAGCUUAGAAGGAUGCCUCCUACCACUGUUUAUGAUGCAAUGAAGCUGAGUUAUGAUGAUCUAGAUCGUAAAGAGCAACAACUUUUUCUAGAUCUAGCAUGUUUCUUUCUUAGAUCACAUAUAAUAGUAAACGUGAGCAAUGUAAAAUCUUUAUUGAAAGAUGGUGAAAGUGAUAAUUCAGUGGUUGUUGGGUUGGAAAGGUUGAAAGAUAAAGCUCUUAUAACUAUCUCCGAGGAUAAUUGUAUAUCUAUGCAUGAUUGUUUACAAGAAAUGGCCUGGGAGAUUGUUCGUCGCGAAGACCCUGAAAGUCGUAGUUGGUUGUGGGAUCCAAAUGAUGACAUUUAUGAAGCAUUGGAAAAUGACAAGUGUACUGAGGCCAUUAGAAGCAUACGAAUUCACUUGCCAACAUUUAAGAAGCAUAAGUUAUGCCGUCACAUAUUUGCAAAGAUGAGAAGACUACAGUUUUUGGAAACUUCUGGGGAAUAUAGAUAUAAUUUCGAUUGCUUCGAUCAACAUGAUAUUCUUGCUGAAGGACUUCAAUUUUUGGCAACUGAACUAAAAUUUCUUUGUUGGUACUAUUACCCUCUAAAAUUGUUGCCAGAGAAUUUUUCUCCCGAGAAACUUGUUAUAUUGAAUAUGCCAGGGGGCAGAAUUGAAAAACUUUGGCAUGGAGUUAAGAAUUUGGUGAAUUUAAAACAACUUGACCUCGGUUGGUCCCAGAUGUUAAAGGAGCUGCCAGAUUUAUCAAAAGCCAGAAAUCUUGAAGUACUGCUUCUGGGGGGUUGUUCUAUGUUGAGUAGUGUGCAUCCGUCUAUUUUCUCUCUGCCCAAACUUGAGAAAUUAGACCUUUGGAAUUGCCGGUCCCUCACCAGACUUGCAAGUGAUUGUCACUUAUGCAGCCUCUGUUAUCUCAACCUUGAUUAUUGCAAGAAUCUUACAGAAUUCUCUCUGAUUUCAGAGAAUAUGAAAGAAUUGGGAUUACGAUUUACAAAGGUCAAAGCACUUCCCUCAACCUUUGGAUGUCAAAGCAAGCUUAAAUCGCUACAUCUAAAAGGAAGUGCCAUUGAGAGAUUACCUGCAUCUAUCAACAAUCUUACACAACUGCUACAUCUAGAGGUAAGUCGUUGCAGGAAGCUUCAAACAAUAGCAGAGCUUCCCAUGUUCCUUGAAACUCUAGAUGUCUAUUUUUGCACUUCACUUCGGACUCUACAAGAGCUUCCCCCUUUCCUUAAAACUCUAAAUGUCAAAGAUUGCAAAUCACUUCAGACUCUAGCAGAGCUACCCCUUUCCCUUAAAACUCUAAAUGUCAAAGAAUGCAAAUCACUUCAGACACUACCCAAGCUUCCCCCGCUCCUUGAAACUCUAUAUGUCCGAAAAUGCACAUCACUUCAGACUCUGCCAGAGCUUCCCUGUUUCGUUAAAACUUUAUAUGCCAUAUACUGCACAUCAUUGAAGACUGUAUUGUUCCCUUCAACUGCUGUUGAACAAUUAAAGGAAAACAGGACACGGGUUCUGUUCUUGAAUUGCUUGAAGUUGGAUGAACAUUCUCUAGAGGCUAUUGGGUUGACUGCGCAAAUCAAUGUGAUGAAAUUUGCAAACCAGCACCUAUCUACACCAAAUCACGAUCAUGUUGAAAAUUACAAUGAUUACGAUUAUGGUGAUAAUCAUCAUUCUUAUCAAGCUGUAUACCUAUAUCCAGGAAGCAGUGUUCCAGAGUGGAUGGAGUACAAGACAACCAAGGAUUAUAUAAAUAUUGAUCUCUCUUCUGCACCAUAUUCCCCCCUGCUCAGCUUCAUUUUCUGCUUCGUCCUUGAUAAGUACCGGGACACAGCACUGAUUGAAAGAUUUUAUGUUAACAUCACUGUAAAUGAUGGUGAGGGUGAACGUAAAAAGGACAGUGUCAGAAUGCACAUAGGUUAUUUGGAUUCAACAAUUGAAUCAAAUCAUGUGUGUGUGAUGUAUGACCAAAGAUGUUCUCACUUCCUAAAUAGCAGAGCCAAAAAUCAAACAAGGCUUAGAAUUGAGGUUUCAAUGGGGGUACGAAUCUUCUAUUAUGAAACUUAUAAACCACUGCAGCGGGUGUUGAAAGGAUUUGGGGUCAGUCUAAUCAGCAGCUGAGCAUAUAACGGAUUCAUUCAACAAAUUGAAUUGUGAGACUCAAUGUCUAAGUCUCAUUAAACAAAUGGAAUUGGGCCGUGCUUUGUUUCAUCCCAGGGAGAAGAAGGUUGUCUGGCCUUUUCAUGUAUUUUCUCGUAGUUAGUUAUGCCAGAUUGCCAGACAACCACAAGAAUGAAAGAAAACAUAGCAAAUGCACCAAGGUGAAGCUGAUUGAAUUGUCAAACAUGGUUUGGUUCUCUGACUCCCUCAUCAUAUGGAUGAACCUAAAUCAAGGGAACGGUACUGCAGGUGCCACUAGAUGCAUUCAUAAUUAGAAAUGUGGUUUAAUGGCACGCAAAUCUGAAAUCUCACACCUCAAUGUAUUUCAAUUUAUGGCUUCUAUUGUGGGUAUUUUCACGCAUUCUUGCAAGCUUCUAGCUAUUAUGUUGUGGCAGCCAUACUGACGUGCAUAUGCAUGUUGUUUUCUAUAUUUUGCUGAUACUGAUUCAAAAUUCUGGAUUUGUUAAGAGAUUUAGAUAAAUUAA
This is a messenger RNA of Glycine soja, 4260 nucleotides long. RefSeq names its product disease resistance-like protein DSC1. Gene Ontology annotation, biological process: signal transduction; defense response. The transcript is spliced from 6 exons. Gene Ontology annotation, molecular function: ADP binding. The record is from RefSeq and is a predicted model, not a curated record. Bases 416 to 3736 code for a protein of 1106 amino acids. NCBI's taxonomy places the organism in Eukaryota, Viridiplantae, Streptophyta, Magnoliopsida, Fabales, Fabaceae.